Molecule: messenger RNA, 840 nt
Organism: Miscanthus lutarioriparius
Lineage: Eukaryota; Viridiplantae; Streptophyta; Magnoliopsida; Poales; Poaceae
Source: the annotation of a GenBank genome assembly
AUGGAGCAGCGGACCGGCCAGCAGAGACGCGUGUGGCUCGUCCUGGGACCAGUCCGGAGCGCGCCGGCGCGGGACAAGGUCGCCCCAUGGCCAACGCUUCCUCUGGAUCCGGAUCCAGCGUCCCCUACCCCGGAUCCGGUGCUGCCGGGGGCGGCGAAUGCAGAUGCGGCGGCCGCCAGGUGGAGCGCCCAGGUCUUCUUCACCAAGCGUCGCGGCUAUGGAGGCGUAGGUGGCGCAGCCAGAGUGCGGCGUCCCUCCCCCUCCUCCACGCCUAGUUGCUCGGCUCUGCAGCACCGGCUCGUCCAGAUCUGGGCAAGGACCUGCUGCGAAGUGGGAUGGGGCGCGCAGUUCGGCCGCGGGCAUGCCGGCGGUGGGGCAAUGUGCCGCGUUCCUCUCCGAGUUCUCUGCAGGGGUCCAACAGCGACGCGGUGCGCGAAGUUUGGCCGCGGGCUUGCUAGCGGCGGGGCUGCGUGCUGUGUCGUCUGGGCGCCUACCGAUCUUGAAUUCGUGGAAGUGAAACAUAGAAACAUUAUUGGUGAAUUUUGUAAAGGAUAUUUGCAUCUCAACUUUUUAGUGAAAGGGCUCGAUGGUAAACAUACAAUGUUUUUUGCUGAAGUGCAUCAUAAUCUCAGAGACGAGAAAGAUGUGUAUCUCUGCAAGCCUUUGGGGGAGGAUGACUGCAAUCCAUCAAAAAAGAAUGACCAAGCUCGCUGCAAAGGGUGUCAAUUUCGGGCAAAAGAUCUUAUACAUCCUAAUUGCGGUAGCUUCAUUGCUGGGCACAACACUAUUCUUUAUCCAGAGGAUAGUGACGAAGAAGAGCGUGAUUGGGAUUUCAUUUAG